UCUUGCGCAUGCGCAGUCCCGCUGGCCCGAGAAGUUCGUAGCCUUUGUGAGGCCGUGGUGGGAGGUGCCAGCUUCGAGGGCCGAGCCGGCUCGGGACGGAGCGAAGCCUUUUGGAGGAGCCCCCCGAGGGGCGGCGGGAAGGAGGACCACGAGGCCGCGGGGCUUCCCGCCCCUCCGCCCCGAGCGGGCUGCGCUGGGGCGAGAGCAGAACCUUCGCGGCCGGGAGGAGGCGGUGGCCAUGGAAACUAAUGUGGCCGAAACGCCCGGGAAGAGAGCUCUGCCUCCCCAGGAUUCUCCCUUUUCCCAAGAAAACUGCACAGAAGAGGGAGAAGUGGCAGCUUUGCGCCUCAUGGCCAGGUCGCAGGCAUCAGUGACCUUCAAGGAUGUGGCCAUGGACUUUACCCCAGAGGAGUGGGGGAGGCUGGAUCCCGCCCAGAGGGACGUGAUGCUGGAGAACUACAGGAACCUGGUCUCACUCUGGCUUCCAGUUUCCAAACCUGAGAACCACAGUUUGGAGAAUGGAAAAGAACCACUACUGCUUGAGAGAAAAGCCCCCAAAAGCAGCUGCUCAGACUCAGAGACUAGUCCCAGAAGCAAGGAUUCAACUUCAGUGCAAGAUUUUUGCAAAGAAGAAUCAUGCCAGGUUGCAAUCAUAGACAGGCUGACAAGGGACAGUGUCUGUAUCUCCAGCACAGAAACAACUCUUGACUGUAAAGACUGGUUGGAGAAUCAGCAGGGAAGUCAGGAGAGACACUGGAGAGGAAUGUUCACCCACAUGAAUUCACUCCCAGAAGAGAGAGCCCCUGAGCACGACGUUUACUGGAAAACCCUAGGCCAGAAGUCAGUCCUUCUCACUCAAGACAGAAUUCCCAAAGGACCCUAUGCUUUCCACACCCUUGAAAAAAGACUGAAGCAGAAAUCUACCUUAAUGAAAAAGCAGAGGACCUAUAAGGAAAAGAAACCUCAUAAAUGCAAUGACUGUGGUGAACUCUUCACUUACCACUCAGUGCUCAUUCGACACCAGAGGGUCCAUACGGGGGAGAAGCCCUACAGCUGUGCAGACUGUGGGAAAUCUUUCAGCCACCGGGCUAAUUUAACCAAACAUCAGAGAACUCACACAAGAAUUCUCUUCGAGUGCAGUGAGUGCAAAAAAGCCUUCACCGAAAGUGCAUCCCUUGCCAUUCAUCAGAGGAUUCACAUUGGAGAAAGACCGUAUGAGUGUGGUGAGUGUGGGAAAGGCUUUAAUCGAAGCACCCAUCUUGUGCAGCACCAGCUGAUCCACACAGGGGUGAAGCCCUAUGAAUGUAACGAGUGUGAUAAAGCCUUCAUUCAUUCCUCAGCACUCAUUAAACAUCAAAGAACUCACACUGGAGAGAAACCUUACAAAUGCCAGGAGUGUGGGAAAGCCUUUAGCCACUGCUCGUCACUUACCAAACAUCAGAGGGUUCACACCGGAGAGAAACCCUAUGAGUGCAGCGAAUGUGGGAAGACUUUCAGUCAGAGCACACACCUUGUCCAGCAUCAAAGGAUUCACACAGGAGAGAAACCCUACGAGUGUCAUGAGUGUGGGAAAACCUUCAGCCGGAGCUCCAAUUUCGCUAAACAUCAAAGAAUUCAUAUUGGCAAGAAACCAUACAAAUGUAAUGAGUGUAGCAAAGCCUUCAUUCAUUCGUCAGCCCUUAUUCAACACCAGAGAACUCAUACUGGUGAGAAACCCUACAGAUGUAACGAGUGUGGGAAGAGCUUUAAGUGCAGUUCAUCCCUCAUCAGACAUCAAAGGAUUCACAUGGAAGAGCAGCCCUGAAAAAUGACUUGAGUGCUAAGGAAUAGUCCCAGGCAAGAAGAAGACCUGGAGCAGCUCCGAGGCACAAGAAAUAUAUCUUCAGACCUCACAUGAUGCACAUUUUUUGUCGUCGUUCUUCUGUGUAUUGGUCUUUGUCGUAUCCCAGAGCCCUGGAGAAGGUAGAAAAGGCACAGAGCCACCCUGAUCUUGACAUAAGUUACAUGGGUGACCAAAGACCUAGUAGUGGGAUGGAAACAAAAGCAAGAGUUCAAAUAAAUAUU
This is a messenger RNA of Budorcas taxicolor (takin), 2064 nucleotides long. RefSeq names its product zinc finger protein 286A (gene ZNF286A). NCBI's taxonomy places the organism in Eukaryota, Metazoa, Chordata, Mammalia, Artiodactyla, Bovidae. Gene Ontology annotation, molecular function: RNA polymerase II cis-regulatory region sequence-specific DNA binding; DNA-binding transcription factor activity, RNA polymerase II-specific. The record is from RefSeq and is a predicted model, not a curated record. Gene Ontology annotation, biological process: regulation of transcription by RNA polymerase II. The transcript is spliced from 7 exons. The coding region runs from base 239 to 1804 and encodes 521 amino acids.